ACCUGAACCAGGAUCUGACUGGUUUAGGUUGUUACCGUGCUCUGGAAGUGACAUUUUAUAAACCAGUGGUGCGAUGUAAUUCCUUCGAAACGAUGGUUUUUAAUGGAUUUUGUUAAACGAUCCUCCGUUUUAAUGUUUGUCUCCUAAAACAAUACGAUCGUGGUGUGAGGAGGAGCGAAUGUCCCAUGUUGUAGUAGUGCCUCUGUGAAAUGCUGGCCUGUCUGCCAGGACCAGGUGAACUAUCCUUCCCGCUUCAUUCUCACACGCAGAUGAACACUGGACUUCAGAAAUGGGACACUACACAGAAGAUGAGAUCUGCACAAUAUCCAACCCCAGCGGAAUUGGAUGCUUAUGCUAAGAAAGUUGCCAACAAUCCACUGACUAUAAAAAUCUUCCCAAACAGCGUCAAAGUACCCCAGAGGAAACACAUUCGCCGGACUGUGAACGGACUAGACACUUCUGGCCAACGAUACAGUCCUUACCCGUCUCAGGCUAGCACUAAAGCAGGGCUGCUUGCCAUCGUGAAGGUUCCCAUAAAAGGGAUCAUCAAAGACUUUGACGGCAGCCGCACACGCUUGUUACCCGAAGUCAUCAUGAACCCCCCCAGCGGGCCCUACAUGACACAGAGCACUUUAACCCUCCCUCAGACUCUCCCCCACCCACAGGCACUAAUGCGCCCCCAAAUCCUACCGCAGCAGCAACAGAGUUUGCAGCACCAACAGACUUUGCAGCUGCAGCAGCAGCAGCAGCAAUCCCAAGGCUUGCGACAACCCCAGACUGUAUCGCAGCCUCCGAAUUUACAACACCCACAGCAGGGCUUGCCCCAGGCUCAGACUCUAACCCAUCCACAGCAAAAUCACCCCCACCCCCACUCCCAGAAUAUGGGCCACGCCCCUCCAAAUGUGUUGCUGCAGCAGCCACCGCUGGGGUUGCAUGGGAACAGGAAGAUGCCGGAUGCCGACGCACCGCCUAACGUCACCGUGUCUACCUCAACCAUUCCGCUCUCCAUGGCUGCCAGCCUGCACCAAAACCGAGCGGCCGACCUGAGCAGCAUCGUGCACCAGAUCAACCAGUUCUGCCAGGCCCGGGCUGGCCUUGGCUCUACCUCGGUCUGUGAGGGACAGAUAGCGAACCCCAGCCCCAUCAGCCGGAACCUGCUGAUCCAUGCCAGCUCCCGGGUAUCCACCCACCACAUACCCACCCCCAUGCCAUCCUGUAUCAUCAACUCCGUUGACCAGGCGACGGCGGCUGCUGCUACAGCCACCACUCUCCCUCCCUCUGCCAUGGCUGCCAUGAACAGGGUGCCCACUGGGUACCACAACGACAUGAAGCAGCGCUCCUGGAACCAGCACCUGCUGCCCCACCUGCAGCAGAUGUCUGAUAACGGGCUGGGGCAGCACCCCGGAAAGCACCACCCGAGGGACCUCCCAGGGGGAUUUCCCUGCAAGACCCUCGGCUACCCGCAAGAGCUGUGUUUGGGCCAGCCUUUUAGCUUGAAACCCCCGGUGGACAAGCCCACGCCUUCCCCACCAGUCAAUGGGAUGCCUGGCGCCAUGCCCUACACGAAUGGGCACUACUUUCAACCCAUCUGGAAUAACAUUCUGCCAACGCCAAAUAGUGACAGCUCCGGGUCUCUGGACCUGGCUAUGCCAUUCCAUGGAGGUCCCUCAGGGCCUUCGAUAGACUGUGUCCCGGGGACUCAUUACAGAGCUGGAGCAGGUUCCUCCAGCCAGACUAACGUGAUGCAGACCAUGGAUUACCUGGGCGGGGACUACCAGCAGCCUUGCUUUAGGGAUCAAAAUCUAGGGAUGAUGGGCAAAAUGCAUAGGCCUCCAAUGAGUAGGGCUCCAGAACCAACUGAUAAUAGAAAUACUCACCACCAACACCCAGGGUACAGAUAAGCUACAGCCACGUCUACACAAUCGCAAUCUGUUUUGGUCUUAAAAGUUUAUAAUUAGUAGCGUUGUUUUUGUUGUCGAACUUGCACGUGAUCAAUAUUGCAUUUGCUAAAUAGCAGACUGUGAUGUCGGGUGUUUUUGUACUGUGCUGUUUGUCAGAAGGUAUGUGGGCAUUUUGUUUUGCGUUCUCACACCUCCCCUUGAGAAACUAAAUAUGGGCAAUAGAUGCUUUUAUAGAACUUACUUUGCAUUUGUCUUUUAAGUCUGCUUUGACUUGGUUGUAACAGUGUAAGCAUCCGUAUUUUGAUUUUUAUUUUGUUGGUGUGUUGUGAUUUUAAUAUUUCCAGUGCUUUCACCAGCUGAGCAGCAACUUUCCUUUGCAGUGUCACCUUGCUAACCUUUUAACUUUUGUUCCCACCCCUGAAUAUACUGAAAACUACAUUUAGAUUAUCUUGUAACUGCACUAUUUUAAAAUAUUUUAUGUUAAAAUUCUUUACUGUUUUUGUUUUUUUUAAAACUCUUGCACUAGUGUAAGAACAUAAUGUUAGUGAUUUUAAUACUGCACGUGUGUAAAUGCACACAUGUACGGACUAGGGGUGCUGGAUUCUGUUUAAUUUAUUAAAGGUUUAACUUUUAAAAAAAUAAAUAUGGCUUCUGAUUUUUCUGUGUUUUACCCAGACUUUUCUCCUCUAAUUUAAAAGUUCAAUUGAUACCUGUUAAGCCAUUCAUAUAUCUCAAUCACAACUGAGAAACGUGUUGAUAGUAAAAUGUAUUUAAUUUACCUUUUUUUUUAGUUGUUUUUAUUGUGAAACUAAAUGGGAUUUUAAAUCACAAGUCUUGUUUCAAAGCAGAAACGACUCAUCUGUAUUGUAAAUACAGUCACGCAUAACGAUUGUAGUAGUGUGUCCAGCAUAAAAUACUUGAUUUUUUCAUUAGCGCUUUAAUAAAGAUUAGCCAUUUAUUAACAUGUUGCGAUCUAGUUUGUACGUUCUGCUUAUAAAUGAAAAAGGCAGGCUUGGCUGAUUUUAAAAGCCCUUUAAGUUGUUUCACAGAAAAAGAAAACACUUCAAUUAAAUCAGUGUUACUAUUAACAUGUUUCUCAGUUGUGAUUGAGAUACACAAAUGGCUUAACAGGUAUCAGUUGAAUUCUUAAUUGAGAGUAGAAAAGUCAGGGUAAAGCACCAAAAUCAUAAGCCUUAUAUAUAAAUAAAUGUAUAAAAACAGUGCAGCAAUGCAACAAAAUAUUAGCAUCGGGGGUACGAUAAUGGUCCGUUUUGAUUAGAGGGCGAGCAUUAUUUACAGAAAUGUUAUGCAGUCUUCAAACACUGCUAAAAUCCAAAUCUGUAAUCUGUCCUGCUUACUGUAUAUAAGAGACAAUGACUAGUAAUGUUCACACCACACCGACUUUAUUCCAAUUACGGUAUCACUUUAAUUCAGAGAAAGACUCCUGACAUUUGCAGGAUCAAUAUUCUGUUUAUAUAAAAAGAGAAAGUCCUUUACUAAUGGCAAUAGUUUGUACUUGUCUGACUGGCAGCAGUAGGAAAAAGAGACCAAAAAAUAAACCUAAAAUGUAAGCAAUCUUCUCUUGCAUGCAAGUUGUGAUGAUCUCACUAGUCAACCGUGUAAUGUUUUCAUCCCGAGUUUUAUCUCAUUUCCUAGCACUGCUAGCAUACACUUGUCUGGGCCCCACAUCCCCCGUGCUAGAUCCAGCAGUAGAAGCACGCGUUGUGUGUACAGGGUGCUGCUUUAUCAUGUGCUUUAACAUUGCUCUUGUGCUGCCACUGUAACUAAGCUCUGCAGAGCACGGCUUACAUUAUCGAAAUAUGCCCAGACAGGGCUUCGCGUAUUUCAAACUCUCAAAGAUGACUUUGCUAGUCACGUGGGUAAAAGCAUGCUGGACAUUGGGAGGUGAAGAUCCAGUGCCACGUGACAAAGGCAUGAAGUAGACCACCAAAAAAAAACUGAGUAGCCGUUAUUUGACACAGUUUUUAAACGAAGCAAAAUUAAAAACGUUUGACGCUUUACUGACGUUUUAAACGCUGAACUAUUAACAACUCUAAUAUGGACAAACUGUGUGACCCCUGUGAAAUUGAUUUUGAAUUCAGAACCCAUUGUGCUCAUGAGCUAGUCUUUUUUAAUGGAGAGUGGAGCCCACACUUAAUAUAAAAUUGGGGAGUGGGUAUGUUUAACAAAUGUCUAGCUCUUAGAAUUUCAGCUUUGUCAGUUAUUGAAACCUCUAAAGUGAUGUGUAGGUGGUGGAAGCUUGAAUGGUGAUGUUUUGUUUGCCUGUGGAAGGUUGGGUUAAUGCACGCACAACUACUUGCCUUCAUUAGAUUCCAUUAAGUCUUGCUGGCCUCCAAACAAAUGGCCACCAGUCCAGUAAAUGCAUGAUUGUUCAUAUCCCAUUUAGAGACCUAAUGGGGGAAAGUAAACUAUGAAGAUGAGAACAAUGAAAGGUAGUAAAUGGAAUUACUGGCAUUUUCUAGUCCAUUAGACACAGCUACUUGUACAACUACUGCUACUACUUGAAUCGCAAACUUGCAGAGGGAUUUGGAAAACACUACUAAUACCAUUGCAAUUCUUCCACGUUUUUUGAAUGUUUACGAAGUCUCUAUUUUAUUUUAUGUCUCCCUGCCCCUGAUGAUACAGAUGCUAAAAUGAAGGGUUUAUUGUUAUCUGUGAAAUGUAUUGAUCACAUGCAGGUUUGGGGGUAAAAACAGCAACAUGCAUUGUUUAUUUUAUUGUACACUGGCUUAAAACUAUACUACUGUAACUUAAGUGUAAUAACUCUGUAUGAAUGUUGCCUGUUGUGGGUUUGAGUAACGUUGUGUAUGAGUGGACCCACUGGCAUCUGCAGCCCAUAUGCCUCCCUCACAGCUCUUCAAAAAGCCUUAAGUAUUUGCUCCUCGAACUUUCCUUAAACAAGCAUGGUAUAAAAGGAACAAGCGUGUUUUUUUUUUUUUUGUGAAGCUAGAGUUGGAUAGAAAUUAUUUAGUUUCUUAAAUGAAAAAAAAAAGUAAUAUUUUAUUGUAAUUUAAGUUUUGAUAGAUAUGUGUAGUACUGGGCUGUAACAAAUGCCUUUUCAGGUUUCAAAGCUUCAUUUUUUGCUUUUUGUGACUAUUUAUAUUACUUAAUUUGCUUAUUUAAUUUUUGGUUUUUGUUUUUGCUAUAGCUGUCUGUCAAGAGAUCCUUUUUAAAAUGGGGACUUUCCUGAAGGAGCAGCAUUAGGCAAAAGCCUGUGGCUAUGUCAACAAAGAUGAGAGAGUGAGAUUUGUGCUACCCUUUUGUAAUAAUAAAAUUCUAAUUUAUGCUUUUGAAGGCAGUGCCAUACAGAUGCCCUAUUUAUGCAUAUGUUAUCUCCUUUAAAAUCUAUUUUAUAUGCAAGCCUGCAGAGAUGAUACUAAAGCACUAUGUAACAGUAUAGAAAAGUGUUACCUAUCUGGAGAAAAUUAACAGGGGUUGUGUUCUAAAUAAUUUUACUAGUUGGCUAAAAACUGUUACGUACAUGUUUGUCAGUUGAAAGCUUCGAAGCAUGUGUUUGUUUUUUUUCUUUUUAAUGUAUAAAGGUUUGUUACAGCCCGAUAGUUAGACUGACACCUAACAACUUGUUUUCUGCUUAUGAUGUGAAAGAAGUGCCUCCGCUGGACUGAAAACAUUGUUUAAAAAAAAAAGAGAGAGAACUGCUGCAAAGUCCAUUGUGGAGGGAGAAAAAUACUUAACUGCUGCUGCUGUGUUUAUUAAACAGAAUUACAGUUAAUUGUAUAUAGCUGCUUCUGAUGUGCUACGGGUAAAUUUUAUUUGUCUGCAGGAGAAAGAAAUAAACCAGUGAUGCAGAUUCAUACGCUGGCAGUUUUUUAAAAAAAAAAAAAAAAAAAAAAAAAAAAAAAAAAAAAAAAAAAAAAACAUAAAAAAAGAUCAUGAAAUAAAACUAACAAUAGACUGCAAAGUUAAUAGCCUUGUUCCAUUGGGGAAGUGGGCCAUUUGCAAACCCUGAAGUGCCCUAGAACACUUGGCUUGUAAGGGGGGGGAGGUUCAAUGGUCUGUGUAACUAAGCACAUUCUCUUUAUGUUGUCCUUGAGGUUGUGGAGCUGAUGUACUUUCAGGUAUGUUGAGAGAGCACCCACAGACAUGUCCAGGGCAUCAGAAGGUGCUAAUUCUGUUCUGCCAAAUCAAGACUAUUAAAUGAAAUGUUUUCAUUCAUACAAUGAUUCCUUGCUGCUUAUGAUUUUCCCUUUCUGAGAUGGUCAUGCUGUGUUGCACAAACACCAUCCCUUUUUAAAGCACUACAUAAUAAAUCUUACCUGUUCUUUUAUAAACUUUUUCUUCAUCUGGCCUUGAUGCUACCUUUUUUUUUCUCCCCAGUUUUUACUAUUUGGGCACUCCAUGAAAAAGGCAGUUUGAAUAUAUAAGUCUUACACUUGCCAGUAGUCAAAUUAUACUGAUUCGAUCCAGAGUAACAAGUAUCACAUUUUAUUGAAUGUCUUAAUUCAAAGGCUGUAUUAAGCUUGACAUUGAGUUUAUAAUUGUCUGUUCCCAGCUCUCCAGUUCUUCUCCUGCACACCUUAACCAGCUCCAGCUGAUCUCAAGGUUACCUUAGGUAGAGCUGGUGUGCUAAUACCUUGAAACUUCCUUAGGGCAAUAGCUGCUGUGCCCCUUAAAAAUUCACACUCCCCUGCAGUGUGCUAGUGGCGCUUCUCAGAAGAAAGCUGUCAUAAAGGGAGGCACCUCAUUAUUUGGAAUUCUGUUCUUAAUAAUCAGGUGGUUUGAGAUUAAAUGAAGUCAUUUCACUUGGAUUCGGAGCAGUCGGGAACCACUGAAAUCAAUUCAAAGUUUUGGAGAGCGAAGGAUUUGUUUUGUUUGCAUUUGUCCUGUAUAGUGUUUGACAAUGUUUACAGGUGUACAGAAAACAGGUUUUGUGCUUCUCCCUUUGCUCAUCUGAUUAAGUGUUUAAAAUUGGAUAAGAACUUGGAAUCACCUUUUGAAUAAGCUGUUCAACGUGUGGAUUUGUAUUCAACCAAUGCAGUAAAAUAUUCAGAUAAUCCUAAUCUGUUACUCAACAUUUUUGAGUGAAGUAUCAAAUAAUACAUGUAUUCUAAUUGUUAGAUACGUUUGCAUAGAGUAACGUGUAUAUUCACACAUCUGUUAAUUCUAAUAUAUUUUGAUACUCAUAACAUAGCUAAAUGUUAGAAUUAA
Molecule: messenger RNA, 7091 nt
Organism: Polyodon spathula (Mississippi paddlefish)
Lineage: Eukaryota; Metazoa; Chordata; Actinopteri; Acipenseriformes; Polyodontidae
Gene: fam222ba
Product: family with sequence similarity 222 member Ba
Exons: 3
Coding region: 210-1901 (563 amino acids)
Source: RefSeq, a predicted model, not a curated record